AUGACUUCUUCUGUUGGCAAACCGUCUGCCAUUGCGGUCGCCGGAUCAGGUGAUAUCGCUCGAUACCUUGCCGAGGAAUUUGUUCGGCACGGCCAGUAUGAAUUUCACCUCAUCUCGCGCAAGGAGCCGUCAUGGGCAUCUCAGCCCAAAAUCCAGCACCACGCCGUCCGAGACUUCAACAAGGACAAACUUGCCGAAAUCUUCAACGAGCACGGCAUAAAGGCCAUCAUAUCGACCCUCUCAACCGAUGACGCCUCCGUCUUUAUCCCCCUCCACGAGGCAAUCCUGGAUGCAUGCCGAAUCUCGGCCACCUGCAAGCGCCUUAUCCCUAGUGACUUUGUCGGCGAUGUUGAGAAGUGGCCUCACCUCCCACGAAGCUACAGAAACACCCGCUUCACGUUCCGAAAGAUUCUCGAGGACCAGACCGAGGUUGAGUGGACAUCUGUCAAUCAGGGGUGGUUGAUGGACUACUUUGUCCACUUCCCCCAGGGCGCAAAAACCUACAUCAAGCCAUUUGCAUCCUGGCCGUUGAGUCUUAAAGACGCCACAUGCAGACUCCCUGGGAAUGGUGAUGACAAACUCACUUGGACAGCCGCGCGCGAUAUCGCAAAAGCUGUUGUGGCACUCAUGGCGCAACCCAAGUGGGAUAGGUACACUUAUGUCUACGGCGAAGUUGGGACAUGGCGUGAAGUGUUGCCUAAGGUUGAAAAGGCGCUCGGCAUCAAAAUUGAGCGGCUCCCCUUUCCGGUUGAGAAGAUUGUGAAGGCAGUGGAGGAUUUCAGUGACCCCGAGAAACAGUAUAUGGCAAGCAUUGAUGAGUGGACUGUCCGCGGUGCCGUCUUGGUUCCUCUGGACGUCGCGAGAAAGCAGCGCGAGAACCUUUUCAGCAGUAUCAAGUUCCGAACCAUCGAGGAGUUGCUGCAUGAGGCGCAGACCGUGGACAUUGUCUAA
Messenger RNA from Clonostachys rhizophaga, 951 nucleotides. Lineage: Eukaryota; Fungi; Ascomycota; Sordariomycetes; Hypocreales; Bionectriaceae. The record is from the annotation of a GenBank genome assembly.